This is a messenger RNA of Metopolophium dirhodum (rose-grain aphid), 770 nucleotides long. RefSeq lists its product as uncharacterized. Lineage: Eukaryota; Metazoa; Arthropoda; Insecta; Hemiptera; Aphididae. The record is from RefSeq and is a predicted model, not a curated record. Gene Ontology annotation, biological process: proteasome assembly. The coding region runs from base 329 to 733 and encodes 134 amino acids. The transcript has 2 exons.
UGUAGUUCGAAACUCCGAACUGGUUCGUUGUCAUUAGUUCCUAUACUUGGUACUUCGUUGUAACUUCGUAUUGUUGUGUAUUCCUAGUUUUUUUUUAAGUUUUGGAUUCACCUACGUCAAGUCUUUAACCAUCAUUGAACAUUUGAAAAUAAAUGUAAUAUUGUUUUAAUUAAACCUCUAGUUUAAAAUUAAUUACAUUAAUUGAUUAUUACAUUUAUGAAUAUUACAAACUUAUUGUAUUUGACACAUCAGAAGAGAGACUUUUAAGAAGAAAAAUUGUGUAAAUUACAUAAGUUAUUUACAGACUAGUAUCAGUUCAUUUUGAGAAAUGGAGAUCCCUGAAAAAAACCUAGAUAUUGCCACUAUUGAGUAUGUUAAACCAAAAACUAAAAUGUUUUCAUUUACAUCAGAAGUAUUAGGUGUCACGUUAUAUAAUCAAAUAUUGUGUUUUGAUAAUUGUUUUUUUGUUGUUAUUAAUCAAGACAAUACGUUUUCAUGCUUAUCUGUUGCGAUGUCACAAAGAAAUAGCAUGGAUACAAUAUCCAGUGCUAUUUUCAGCACAGAUCCUGAUAGUAGAUCUGAAUCAAUAGCUAACACACUAUCUAAAAGUUUGAAAACAUCAAUUCCAAUAUAUGUGAGUUUUAAUGCAAACAUUGAAACUAUUGGAUUAAAAGAUGUUAUUUCAAGUUUAAUUAAUUUUUUCAAAUCUCAUUCAGAAAUAGGUAUUUGUUAAAUGAAUAUUGAAUCAAAAUACAAAUGAAUUAAUAUUA